AUGUACUGGCCUAAUGGAGUUCCCCGGGUCUACGCGGUCAACGGUCCAAACAUUGUUGUCUCCGAGGAUCGUGAACCCUCUGACCCUCCUCCAACUGGCCAACUAAACUCGAUUGACGAGAAUAAUGAUACCGAAGAAGUCGCGGCUCCAACCAACCAAAGCAAGGAACACAAUGAUGGAACAACCCCCCACACGGAGACCCCAAAGUGGGAGGAUGAAGCAAUCAAUGGCCUUUGUGUUUCACGCUCAGGGCAUAUGUUUGCGACCAUAACAGAAUCGUCAAUCUCCUUAUGGCAAACGAGACCAACAGCAGUGGUAGCCGCCAUAGCUCGCUCCUCGUUCUCUCUCAAGACCUAUGGCCCGAAUGUCGCCCUACUCAUGCACCCCGAUUCGACAAUCCUCGUCGUUCAGACACACCAUGGUUACCUCCUCACAUAUUCGGUAGCCUCAGACCCAGCAACUCGAGUCUACCAGCAGCAAUUCGAUCACAGUACAAACCCUCGCCGUCAGCAACUUACCCACUUUGCCGCCGUGGAAGACGCAAAUGUCGUCGGAGAUAUCAGUAUCAGGUUCCGUAUGGCAAUCAAGAUUGAGUCCGGGAUUGUCAAGGCGCUGGCGCUUGACCAAGAGCUGGUCGUGGCCACCCGGAAACCGUCGGCCGUACAAUGUAUUCGAUGGACACCCGAGUCCAGCGGCUCCCAGACUACGUCGGAGGUGUUGAACCAUAUUCUGAACGUACCGAAGAAAGUCACAAUCACUGAUAUGGUUUAUGACCGGGCUAUGAAUCUCCUGAUAUGGCUCACAAGCAAUGGUCAGGCAUAUACAGUACAACGGCUUCCUGGAACACAGCAAGAUCCCGAGUCGCCCAAGAAGCUUUUCCACGGGCAUUGCUUUCACGAUCCCAAGGAUGACGGCGAGAAAGCUUUGAAAGUAACGGUUAAUGCUCGCUUCUCGUUAUUAACCGUCUAUUGCGCCAGUGGGGAGAUCCUGGUCUACACUGCCAAAGAUUACACAGGCAAUGUACCGCUCUCCCAAAAGUUACAUCUCCCUGCGUCGCCAGCUACCACAGGGGCGUUGACCUUUAUGAACUAUUCGCCGGACGGAUACUGUCUCUUUGCCGGUUAUGAAAAUGGGUGGACGACAUGGAGUGUCUUUGGAAAGCCCGGUGGUAACAGCUUCACAGUUGAUUCUACCCUAGCAGCAUCAAACUGUGAGGAAUGGUUGACGGGAGUCUCGAAUGGCUGCUGGAUUGGCGGCGGGUCUGACAUUAUCUUGUCGGCACAGAAUGAUCGACGCCUGUGGAUCUUGGAAACAGCUCGCAGUGCUUUGACAGGUUGCUUCUCAGCUGUCAAUCUCGCCCAAGGCCUGCUGCAGACCGGGACCGAGUUCAUACUCUACCGUGGACAUGAUCUUCCAGAAUUAAUGACGAUAUCAGGCAAGGAUUCGCUAUGGCACCAUGGCCAAUACCCCCCCGGCAUACCUUCACUCGCAAUGGCCGAUCCGGUCCUGCGUCGUGUCCCAGGAUGGACGGCCGGAGGGGACUGGCACAUUACAGUGUCAACAGUGGCAGGUGGAAAGUGUUUGAAGAUUCGAAAGUGGAGAACUCAUUUGCCAUUCGAGGGGGGUAUGUGCUGGUACGGGCACAUUUUGAUUGCCGCUGUUGAAAGCGAUGGAUCAUAUGAGAUACGUCUCUACUCGCGCGAGGAUGCUCUCAAAGAAAGCUCCGUUAUAUUCACAGAGUAUCUUCCGGCGCCGGUGGUAUUUAUCGGCCCCUCUGGAGAGGAUUCCAUUUUAGUCUACACCUAUGACAACAUCCUCUACCACUAUGUCAUAAACUCCACGCAGCCCCAAAUCACCCUUGUUCCGGUCGGACAGAUUGCUUUCAAUGGGAUCGUGAGGGCUCCGACUCGAGUUCGUUCCAUUAGCUGGGUUUUGCCUGAGGAGCAAAUGCGUGAGUCCGGCUGCUCUUCAAACCAGACGAUAAAUACUGAUGCAAAGGUAGACAAUGGCGACCCUUCUCAAGACGUGAAAGUUGCAUCCGUGCUUCUCCUUGUUGAUGGCAACCUCGUUCUCUUACAGCCGACGGUGACGGAUGGAGGCGACCUCAAGUAUGACAUGCGAGUCAUCUCUAAUGAUGUAGAGUACUAUAUCCUUAUGCGCGACCAACUCGCCUUCAACUUCUCGCCUUCGGUAGAUGAGUCCCUACCGAACAGCCCGUCUGCCGAUAUGGCUCUCGCGCCAUCUCAUAGCAGUCUCUCGCUCAGGGACUCGCUGUGGUUGUUCCGAGGCAAGGAUCUCCUUGCCUGGAAUGACGUACAUGAUGUGCUACAGCAAGGAACAGUGCCGGCACCACUCAACAUACCCCUCGACUUCUACCCUCUGUCGGUGUUGUUGAAUAAGGGCAUCGUGCUAGGAGUGGAGUCUGAAAUAACGCAGCGGCGUGAUGUCACAUUUACCACGUUGAAAUUCGCCAUUCGAACACAUCUCUUCCUCCCAUACUUCCUCCAGUACAGUCUUAUAAAUCUUGGAACACCUGCUACCCUUUCUCUCUGUCGACACUUCUCCCAUCUAUCCUACUUUGCCCACGGCCUCGAAAUCCUGCUCCACCAUGUCCUUGAUGAAGAAGUGGACAACGGGGGCCGUGCAAACAAAUCCGAGGACCCAACCGUACGCGAAGGACCACUUCUACCUACCGUCAUCGCCUUCCUCCAAGCAUCACUGCCAGCCCGCGAAUAUCUUGACAUUGUAGUACAGUGCACGCGAAAGACGGAGCUUCGCUUCUGGCGCACACUUUUCACCUACCUACCUCCUCCAAAGGACCUCUUUGAGCAAGCCUUGCGACUAGACUCCCUCAAAACAGCCGUUGGCUAUCUCCUUGUUCUCCAGGCAUUUGAGGACGAAGACCACAAUCACGACGGCCAAAUUGAAGACUAUGUUGUUCGCCUGAUUGGCCUGGCUUCUCGCAAGGGAGACUGGGAACUUUGCACCGAGUUAGCCCGCUUCCUGAUCGCACUUGAUUCCUCGGGCGAGAUGCUACAGCGAGCGAUUUCCCGUGUUGGUCUGCGCCGAUCUCCGACGAAUGGGACGCACCCGGGUCUUGGUUCCAGGACUGGUUCGGCUGCUAGUGUUCGAGGUCUUGGGUUGAGUCUCCCUGUUCGUACGCCUUCGUGGUCAUCUCUCUCGCCGACUUCAUCUGUAUCGCAGCAUGCUGGUCGAGACGGUGAUGUUUCGGAUGAGUAUCCCCAGUCCGUGGAUAGUCGGGAUGGCUCAUAA
Molecule: messenger RNA, 3273 nt
Organism: Penicillium waksmanii
Lineage: Eukaryota; Fungi; Ascomycota; Eurotiomycetes; Eurotiales; Aspergillaceae
Product: RIC1 family protein
Exons: 5
Coding region: 1-3273 (1090 amino acids)
Biological process (GO): intracellular protein transport; retrograde transport, endosome to Golgi
Cellular component (GO): Golgi membrane; Ric1-Rgp1 guanyl-nucleotide exchange factor complex; cytosol
Molecular function (GO): protein binding
Source: RefSeq, a predicted model, not a curated record